AUGGAGGCUGGCACCAGUAGCAACGACUACAACAGCUCGGACUGGCAACAAGCCGGUCAUGCGGCAGACGCUCAAGAUCUAGCUGGGCCUGGCGAACAUGGCAGACUCGAAUGCACAGUGUCCAAGCCGCAAAAAGAAGGGGAAGGCACCCAGAACGCAUACGUCUCCUAUCUUGUCACCACCGAGACAGAUUUCAAGUCCUUCCAAAACUCGCAUUCCUCAGUGCGACGGCGCUUCACCGACUUCGUGUUUCUCUACCGCACCCUCGCCAAAGAGUACCCGCAAUGCGCGGUACCGCCUCUCCCGGACAAACAUAACAUGUCGUACGUGCGAGGCGACCGCUUCAGCCCGGACUUCACUCUUCGAAGAGCCUACUCUCUGGGCCGGUUUCUGAAACGACUUACUCUACACCCUGUCCUGCGAAGAGCGGCUAUUCUUGCCCUGUUUCUCGAGUCUACCGAUUGGCAUGGUGUGAUGAAGACAAGACCGAACCGCGGUAUGAGUGCGAGUGAGCCGGGAAGUGGAUCGGUACUUGAAAGCUGGACAGACAGCUUCUUGAACGCCUUUACGAAACCCCACAAGACCGACAAACGAUUCCAAGAAGUCAACGACCGCGCUUCGAAGCUCGACAAUGAUCUCGGCACGGUCAGUAAGACGGUCGCGAGAGUAGCGAAGAGGGAGGGUGACCUUGAAACCGAUUAUGCGGACCUCGCAACGCAGUUCCAGAAGCUAGCAGCAUUGGAGCCUGGGGUGAACGACGAGUUGACCAAGUUCGCAACGAGCGUCCAGAAUACAAGCGAAGGUUGGAAAGGAUUGAAAGAGCAUACGGAUCAAGAUUACCUAGGAUCGCUGAAGGACAUGGAAGCCUACAUUGCUUCGGUCCAGGCCUUGCUCAAGACGCGUGAGCAGAAACAGCUGGACUUCGAAGGUCUGACCGAAUACCUGAACAAGGCGGCUCAAGAACGUGACACCCUCGCUAGCCAUGGUUCAGUCGGCGCAUCCGGCUUCCUACGGCAGAAGAUCGAAGACGUUCGGGGCGUGGAUCACGAGCAAUCAAGACGAGAGCGACAGCGAAAGCUAGAAGUACAGAUCAGUCGCCUGACCACCGAAGUUGAGAAUGCGAAGAAGACGACCGAGGCCUUUGACGAAGAGGUGGUAAAGGAGGUUGCCGACUUCGAACGCAUCAAAGCCGUCGAGUUUCGCGACACAUUGGGCGGACUCGCCGACGCAAACAUCGACUUCUUCAAGGGAAACAUCGACAUCUGGGAGCGAUUCGUCAGCGAUAUGGAGAAGCAGCAGGCUGAGACGUCUGCCAAUACCGCCACGGCCCAGGCUGCAUAA
Molecule: messenger RNA, 1341 nt
Organism: Zasmidium cellare ATCC 36951
Lineage: Eukaryota; Fungi; Ascomycota; Dothideomycetes; Mycosphaerellales; Mycosphaerellaceae
Exons: 1
Coding region: 1-1341 (446 amino acids)
Biological process (GO): cytoplasm to vacuole targeting by the Cvt pathway; autophagy
Cellular component (GO): cytoplasm; phagophore assembly site
Molecular function (GO): protein binding; phosphatidylinositol binding
Source: RefSeq, a predicted model, not a curated record